AAAGACUCAUUGAUCAAUUGACCUUUUCCCUAAGGAAAAAAAACUCAUCUUUUCUUCUGGGAUCCUUCUUCCAUAUACCAUCCGAUCAUAAAUUCUCGUUUUGUGAGAGAAAGAGAUUAUGGCAACAUAUGGAGGAACAACCCAGAAGUGCAAAGCUUGCGAAAAGACCGUAUAUUUGGUGGAUCAGUUAACUGCCGACAGCAAAGUCUACCACAAAGCUUGUUUUAGAUGCCACCACUGUAAGGGCACCCUCAAGCUAAGCAAUUAUAGCUCAUUUGAGAGUGUCCUGUACUGCAAGCCUCAUUUCGACCAACUCUUUAAGAUGACCGGCAGCUUGGAGAAGAGUUUUGAAGGAGGUCCAAGACAAGCUAGAGCUGUUGAUAGAUCUGCAGAUCAGGUCCAAGGCAACAACAAAUUUUCCAAAUUAUUUGCUGGAACUCAAGAUAAAUGUGUUACUUGCAAGAAAACAGUCUACCCAUUAGAAAAGGUCACUGUCGAUGGCGUAUCCUACCAUAAGGCUUGUUUCAAGUGCGCUCACGGAGGUUGUGUGAUAAGCCCGUCAAACUACGUGGCUCACGAGCAUAGACUAUACUGCAGGCACCACCAUUCCCAGCUCUUCAAGGCCAAAGGAAAUUUCAGUCAACUUGGCAAGCUUGAAGAAGCAAAAGAAGCAGUAGAAAAUGGGUUAGUAUCCGCUUGAUUCAAACUGUGAAGUUUAAAUUUAAAAGAUCAAGGUGCUGCGUUAUCACAACGUGUGAUGUUUCAUAAGAGUGUAUUUUUAAUACGAGCUUUAGAGUGAGAUCUGCGAUUUGUUUAUGAUUAAGCUUACAUGUGCCAUUAUGGUAUGUUUUGGAUGAGGAUCAAAUGGAUUUUGUGCUUGAAGUGAGUCUUUAUAUUUCCAUCAUACAUUCGUAUUUACUUUUUGUAUUCAAUCAAUUCAUUAAGACUGUAAGUUUUAAUCAGUUUUUGUAUUUAGCUAUUGUGAAAAUUGUCAGACUACACUAUAUUUAUA
Impatiens glandulifera is the source of this 1012-nucleotide messenger RNA. RefSeq names its product LIM domain-containing protein WLIM1-like. Bases 119 to 700 code for a protein of 193 amino acids. The transcript has 5 exons. Gene Ontology annotation, molecular function: actin filament binding. Gene Ontology annotation, biological process: actin filament bundle assembly. The record is from RefSeq and is a predicted model, not a curated record. Gene Ontology annotation, cellular component: actin cytoskeleton; plasma membrane. Lineage: Eukaryota; Viridiplantae; Streptophyta; Magnoliopsida; Ericales; Balsaminaceae.